AUGGACUUCGCCGUGUCAGACAACCUCUUUUCAGGUCUUCCUAAUUUAUGUGGCGUCGAAAAUAUUGCUAUUUCAUUCGAAGAAAGGGAUUCAACCAUAGAAACGGAUCAGAAUGUGGCCUUUGAAGAGACCUGUCAUCUCUCAACCCGUCAAGAUAGUAUCAAUUUAGUCCAAAUCACCUCCAGGCUUCCACUUUUGGCUGUCUUGGGUUUCUGUGAGGCGUAA
Molecule: messenger RNA, 225 nt
Organism: Sclerotinia sclerotiorum 1980 UF-70
Lineage: Eukaryota; Fungi; Ascomycota; Leotiomycetes; Helotiales; Sclerotiniaceae
Exons: 1
Coding region: 1-225 (74 amino acids)
Source: RefSeq, a predicted model, not a curated record